Notolabrus celidotus (New Zealand spotty) is the source of this 3949-nucleotide messenger RNA. RefSeq lists its product as uncharacterized. NCBI's taxonomy places the organism in Eukaryota, Metazoa, Chordata, Actinopteri, Labriformes, Labridae. The transcript is spliced from 2 exons. The record is from RefSeq and is a predicted model, not a curated record. Bases 335 to 1411 code for a protein of 358 amino acids.
UUGAACGGGCUGAACUCUUUAGAUUAGAAACAGUUUCCGGAUUAUCAUGUUUUAAACUUCUUUAUCACUCUGUAUAACUUUCUAUGAAUGAUAUUUGACAUGUAAAUGAUGAGUUAAAGGUGAGAGUAUUAUCGGUCACUUCCACCCGUUCCCCACCCCCACCCCUCGGCGGGGUGAGCAGAGCCCGCCCCCCCUGCUCUCUCCCCGGCAGCCUCCUCCUCUCCUCUCCGGUCUGUCAUCCACUCCGCUGUUGUUGCAGCCAUUUUACCGUGGAGCGUCGGCAACAGCGGCGACCGGAGGAUGCCGAACCAGCCGCGUUGAAAGGACAUGAAACAUGGCUGACACGGUGGGAGGUCCCGUGGUUGGCCGGCCACUUGCUUUCGCCAAUGAGGAACGGCGGGCAGUUCACUCCUGGAACCGGAUCUCAUCAGCGGGGCAGAAUGUCCUCCUGGAUGCUCUGAAGAUCCUCAGCCCGAUGACCCGAGACCUCUCGAGCAGCGAGGAGUUGGUCACCUUCCUGCAGGAGCUGAGAGACGAGGGCCACACGCCCAUGGUGCUGCGCAGCAAGGAUGUGUACCAGUACCGCUCCUGCACCAACCAACCCUUGACCCUAGACAAGCUGAAGCCACCCAGCAGGAACGUCAGACCCAACGCCAAGAGGAGAGCAAGAAAGCCCCUGACCAAGAAGAGGGACGUGCAUCCAUCCUGGAACAUUUCUGGGAGGAACAAACCCAGAAUUCACGGUGUCCGUCCUCCAGAGCUGCUGGUGGACCAUAGAGCCAUGAUCUGCAGCAGGACGCCGAGUUGGACUUUAGAGGCAUCACAGGCCCUUGAGGUGCAGCCAUGCCUCAGACUGACCAAUAUUGAAGGCUCGUCUGGCUUCCAUACUGCCAGACUUCAGAUUCACACUUCCUGGAACUCAUCCUCUGAGCUGCACUCUGUUGCCUUUUCGCAGCAGCAGCACCCUCCAACACUUUCAGGAAUACCUUUGCAGCCUUCACAGAACGGUGGUGGGGCACCCACCAAAGCUGUGGCCUUGUUCAGCCAGAAGAGCCUGUCCUGUCCCAUCCGAUUGGACGGGGCACUCAUUGGUGAUUCUGCACCGGUCUUAUACGCCAAUGGUAGGGCAUUCCCAGAGACUCACACAGAGCUGACCAGUAAUGGUUGGAGGAGUAACGGCCUCCAUCGGGAUGGCCGCAGCUCUAAGACACUGAACAGUCCAACCCGGCAGAGGAACGGCUGGAAGGACAAGAAAAGUUUUAGAUGGAAAGUCAUCAAAGUUGAUGACUCUCGCUCUGUUGCUGACGCCCGCAGAAAAGCGCAGAAGAUUCUACAGGUUGACUUGUCUCCGGUGAUCCAAAUCCAACCUCUUCAGCAUGUGCUGAGAAACUUCAGAUACCAGAAUAAAUGAUGAUUCCCCUGACACUCUCUCACAUCAUUUCCUCGAGCAGGUGUUAGUGUUUUACAUCCAUCGGCCUCAACCUGGCUGAGCGGCAGUGUUCAUGACAGUCUUUCAUCAUGUUUUUUUUGUGAUCUCUGCUGAGUGUUGGGGGUAGAGACGUUAGAGUCUGUCUGGAAGUUCUGGUUUCUGAUGGGGGCACUCGGGUUUAGAAGGCAUUCAAAGUGAGGUGAUGCGUUUCCCAGCAGGCUGGGAGAUGACUGGUGCAUUUUCACUUCCUAAGUUAGUUUCAACCAACCAUCAUGCUGCUUUGAGUUGUCGUGCUGCUUGCCAGUGUUGCCGAUGAAUUCCUGGAUGCAGCAUCUACUGUGACUGUUAAACCAAUAUCAUUUUUCUGCCCUUUCGCCGGGCACUGGGAAAGGCUAACGGCUGUUAAAGAGUAUUUAUAACCCAUUUGCAUUACAGCACCAUUAUGUUUUUGUACUUCAUACGUGUAGCGCUUUAAACAGUGCUGUUACUCUGGUAUCUUUUUUUCCUCCGGGAACAAGUCGGACAAAUAAAGGUAAAAACCAAGAUGAACUGGUAGGCGAACAGCUCUCACAGACUUCAGGCGAACAGACAUGGUGGUUGGUUGGUUGCAGUGAAACGACUACACUAAACAAAAAGAGUGAAAGAGAAGGUGUUCAGUUUGUCUUCCUGUUCUUUUUAUUUCUGUGUUUUCAGUGAUAAUCUGGAGGCUCUAGCAGUGAGUUCAGCAGGGAAUCUGACCCAUGACACAUUCAGAGAGACAUCAAUAUUUUUCAGAUCUGUUUGAAUGACAGCUCUUCACUAAGUGUUCCUUUUGGUUCGGUUCAUCCACACAUGGAGACUAUCAAAAGUAUUUUUGACUGCUGGGAAGUUUUCAUGUCUUACUGUGACAAACCAUGAAUAAAAGAAAACAAGCGUAGAAAACCGAGACUACGGAAGACAGCUCGGGCCUUGUUGAAGGUAAAUGUGGGAAAGAUUAUGAAUUCUGAGAAAUAAGUAUCCUGACUAUUUAUACCCAGUCCUUGUCUUUAUUUAAACUGAUCAAACAUUUGAGUUAUAGGCUCAUUGUUUGAGUUACAACUCUUCCCCUGAAGUUCUUCCUUCUCUUCUAUAAAGUGGCCCUGGUUAUUCGUUAAAGAAGAUGAAAAGAUGAAUGUGCACUGGCGCUAGGAAAUGAUCAGCUGCUGGUUUAGUGCUGCUCAAGAUUUACUUUCGUCCAAUACAUUUCUGUUACUCGCAGACUGAGCGCUGUCAGAUGGAGUCCGGAUUUAUGACUUUUGUUUGGCUAACUUUGAAAUUUGUUGACCUCAGCUGCAGACCGUUAAGUUAAAUUUGAAACUGCACCAUUUGAAAGUUUAAUUUCCAUCACUCAUCUGCGCUCUAUUCUUUUGAUCUGGUGGCUAAAGAAACCUUUGAGUUCUUUGAUUUAGUUGAUCGUUUUGGCCCACCUGUAAACUUAAAAAAAAGCACUUUGAGAUUGUGACUGUGCUUCACCGUAGCUUCCUACGACAGAGAGUCGUGAUUAUUCUUACUUCCUGCAGCACAUCAAAGGAAUUUGAAAUUAAGUAUAAUUUGGUUUGACUUUCCUUGAACCCACAGGUGCUAACUUUGCAACAAGGAUGCUAAAUCAAUUAACUGGCAAAGGAAUGUAGACGUGGCGCUCUUUUUCUCGUUCAGAUUAGAGAGUUUUCAGAGGUACUGAUAGCAUUGCUGCCCCCUGCAGGUUUGGAGGAGUGUGUCAAACCGCCUUGAGUGCUUUCCAAAGGUUUCUACUGUGAAGAACCAUGUGAAUCCAUUUUCAUUCAAUCAUCUGUGGAAAAACUCCAGUGUGUUCCCCUUAAAGUUUAAUUUGGGAUGUUUGGGCGAAACCAUAUCAGACUAAGCAAAGGGCGAUGUGAGUGCUUUAGUUUCUGUCAGAUCAUGGAGGCAGUUCUUGAAAAUCUAGUCCUUAUUUCUAGCCUCAUUUGAGGUUCUACUGAUCUUCAGUCCAAAUAUUUUAUAUCUCUGGGAGAUGCCAAUAAGAGGACCUUUGUUUACAUUUCACUACUUCAAAUAAACCUUAAUUCCAGUAAAAGAUAAAGUUUGUUUUAAAUCCAUAAAAACAAACAAAUUGAAUUUGAAAGAUGGAUUUUCAAGCUUCUGUUCCAUGUUUGACCGUUUUGGAUUAUGUUUCAGGCAACUUGAUAACCAGAAUAACACAGAAUUGAAAUUCAAAUCUCUGCUUUCUGAUCCAAGGUCCACAAGCUAUGAAUUUUCUGUUCCCUGUUUACACUGAGACCACAUCAGUGUUUGGUUGUCUGCUUUGCAGGUUUCCAUGUCUCUGUUCUUUUGAAGAUUAAGAUCUUGAAGAGCCCUCCCUCCCGUCUGAUCCGUCUAUAUGCAGUCAUGUCCAUGCCCAUCGACAACUCCCCUUUUCUAGGUCUUCUUUUUGUUAGUUUUGUUUGUGCAACACUUGUAUAUUAUUGUAUUUCCUACAUGAUCUUUGAAAACUUUUUUGUUCAAUAAAACUGAUACGAAAAGAAA